UCCUCCACUCUCUCUAUGCAGCAAAAGCAGAGAAACUCAGAAGCCUGUUUUGUCUCCUGAUAAUCAACAAUCAAACCCAGAUAGCUAUAGUUCAACUGAAGAUGCCUACAGUUUCGAAAAUGAUGGACAGCUAGAAACAAACUACCUAUCAGUUCCUUGAUCCUCUCCACAGCUGAAGCUCAUUCUGAAUGGAAACGUGUUCCCAAAACUUAUUAGACACAAACAUGAAAACACCUAACUCUGACUUUGAAACAGAAGCCUCCUUGGAAGAAGAAUCAGAAAUCUGUAGCCAAGUUGCUUCCGAUGUAUCAAACCUGGAAAACUCCCUAGAACACUCCAAGGAUACCACCAAUGCCUCUUCUUGCCAAACAGAUCUCAUAAAGCUUCAACCGGGUGCUACGCCCAUGUCCCUUGAUUUAACUCUUAGCUUCAACACCAGUGACAGUGAUAUGGGAGGCAGGAAGGAGUCGGUAGGGCUUUCAAUAUCGAGCACGAGUGAGAGUAGCAGUGAAGCUUCUGCACAUCCUCCAGCAGCUUCUGUAGCAAGAGUUUUCUCAUGCAAUUAUUGUCAGCGCAAGUUCUUCAGCUCACAGGCUCUAGGUGGUCACCAGAAUGCACAUAAAAGGGAGAGGACACUUGCGAAGCGAGCCAUGCGGAUGGGAAUCUUCUCCGAGAGGUAUGCCAGCUUGCCGGCUUUGCCCCUACAUGGGUCCGCAUGCCGGUCCCUUGGGAUCAAAGCUCACUCCUCAGUGCACAACAUUGCACCGUCAGAGCGAACCCCUGAGGUUAGAGGUGGUGGAAGAUUUGAACAAGGGUACCUUGGCCUGCUGGUGUUCACGGAGGAUGAUGAUGCAGAGUUAUUUUGGCCUGGAAGUUUUCGACAGGUGUCUGAGGGAGGUGCUGUUUAUCCAGGUUUUGAAUUGAGUGGAAAUACUACUUUAAAUUUUAUGGCAGAGACUCCACCGCCAGAAACAGACUCAUCAAAACCAGAUCUUACACUGAGACUUUGAGAGCUUCCUCCAUUUCUUUCUUUUGCACUGGCUUCCUUCUUUUUUGCAGUGAUAUUGUACAGUGGGAUAUGCAUAACCCAUGUCUGACAAUGUUUUACUUUGGAUCUGUUGUUGCUGCAUAAGGGCUUGAAGAGGAUUUUCAUUC
Messenger RNA from Telopea speciosissima, 1155 nucleotides. RefSeq names its product zinc finger protein 4-like. Gene Ontology annotation, biological process: negative regulation of abscisic acid-activated signaling pathway. Bases 189 to 1010 code for a protein of 273 amino acids. Lineage: Eukaryota; Viridiplantae; Streptophyta; Magnoliopsida; Proteales; Proteaceae. The record is from RefSeq and is a predicted model, not a curated record. The transcript has 2 exons.